AUUAUUUUUAUAUAGACACAGUAUAUUCCAGAAUUCUAAAUUUUUUCCUUCUAUCUCAAAAUUUAAAUAUUAUGAAUUCUUCCGCCACAUUUUAAAUAGUGACGAAUUAAAUGAGUCAUACUAAUUUACCUACUUCCUCUCAGUAUUACACCGAAAACCUAAGAAAUUUAAUAGAUGAGCGGAGACGUUUUUCCAGCGAGAAUUCUCAAAACUUCCCUUCUCAAUCGCCUCCCCCACUAAUGAGACCCAUACGAGGUUCUGGCGGGCUUAAACAGGCUGUGGGCAAUUUUGACUCUAAUGGCGUACCUUUACUCUCCCCUCUCCAGUACCCUGAGUUGCAACAACAUAAUACGCUAUACAACAAUCAAGCAAUUAAUUCUAACCCUGAAAUGCAGCAGCUGCAAAAGUCGCGAUUUAUUCCCCAAACGAAUUCUCAUCCGGAGUUGCAACAGCAACUUAAUUCGCAAUUCAAUCCCCAAUCGACAAAUUCUCACCCAGAACUGCAACAGCAAAAUUUUCGAUUCAAUCAACAACCAGCGAUUGGCUCUAAUCAGGAGCAGCAACAGCAUAAUUUUCAAUUUAACCAACAACAACCAGUGAAUAGUUUCAUUCCGAAUCAACGCAAUAGCGGCGAUUGGAAUCGCCAGGAGUUAGAGACUAACGCUUUCAUAAAUGGCGCUAGACAGUCGGCCGCUUUCACUUCCGCCCGCAUUAAUCCCAAUCUUAAGCCUGAAUCUGGCUUUAAUCUGAAUAACAGUAAUUCUGGCCUUCCCAGAGACAACAUGUAUAAUACAUUUUUAAAUAAAAUGGAUGAUGGCAAUAACAACCCAGCAGAAGCGAGAAGGCGGGUGCCAUCAUUUGGAAACUCGAGUCAAUCCGCUUUCGGUGAGAGGGACGAGGAUUCCGACCCGGCAAAAUUCAAGGCCGACAACUCCUUCCUGACUAAGCUGUUAAGGAACCAACUGCAAAACCCUAACAAAAAUGUCGAAGUUCUCAGGGCCGACGUUCAUCACCCUCUCCACUCGGUGUACAGUUUCGAAGCUCUUGACCUAUCUCCAGAACUCCUGCGUGGCGUAUACGCCAUGAAUUUUUCGAAACCUUCAAAGAUUCAGGAGAUGGCGCUGCCCUUGAUCCUUUCCGACCCCAAGGUUAACCUCAUAGCUCAGAGCCAAAGUGGAACUGGCAAAACUGCCGCCUACUCCUUAGGAGUUUUGAGUAAACUUAACCUAAAUACUUCAAAUCCGCCUUCCAAUAUAUCCGCCCAAGCCCUCAUACUAGCCCCAACUUACGAAUUGGCCCUUCAGAUAGGCGAGGCGGUUAAGCAAAUAGGUCGCUAUAUGCCGGGACUUAAGGUGGCUUACGCUGUUAAGAAAAAGCGAGCCGAACUUGGAUAUAGUAAUACUAGUAAUCCCUUUGAUAUGAGUAAUACGGCUGGCGGUGAUGGACUAAAUUCUAAUUUCAACAAACACGAUGUGCCCGGUUACACCGAAAAUUUGGACGAUUACGAAAUUGUUUACCCUCGGGGAAAAUUGGUACAGGCCCACGUUGUUGUCGGCACUCCUGGAUCUGUAGUGGAUUGGAUCAGAUUCGGUAUGAUAGAUGCUAAGGCUAUAAGCAUCUUCGUUCUUGACGAGGCCGAUGUUAUGAUAGACCAGCAAGGCCAUAGGGCGGCCAGCGUUAGAAUUCACAAGUACCUCGAUAAGCAGAACUGCCAGUUCCUUCUCUUUUCGGCCACUUACGAGGAGAACGAGGUCAUGAGUUUCGCAUCUGAACUCGUCCCAGAACCUUCUGUGGUACUCAGGCUCAAGCGUGAAGAAGAAACGCUCGAUAACAUUGCUCAAUACUAUGUGCCAUGCUUAGGAUCGGAUGCUGCUUAUUUGAACCCUCGUGAUCGAAUGAAUCGGGAAACGAUUUUUGCCGCGAAGAUGAAUGCUCUUUGCCUUAUAUACUCGUCUUUUCCUGUUGGCCAAUGUGUCGUUUUUUGUGAAAGCAAACGUGAGGCAGUUAUGAUAGCCAGAGCCCUUGUGGAGGACUGUGGCCAUGGCGCUGUAGCACUUUUAACAUCUGAUCUUACCGUCGAUCAGAGGGCUGCUGUCAUUCGCAGGUUCAAAUCUGGCGAGGAUGAAAGGGUACUCGUAGCCACGAACGUCUUAGCACGGGGUAUAGAUAUCGAAUCGGUCAGCCUUGUCAUAAAUUUUGGAGUCCCCAGGAAAUUCGUAGAAAAUCCCAAUAGCGAAACCGGAGCACCCGGGACGAAUAACUUCGGGGAUAAUUCGUUUUACGCCACCAAAGCUAAGGGCAUACCUACUAGUGAUCCCGAUUAUGAAACGUAUUUGCACCGGAUAGGUCGCACAGGGAGGUUUGGUAGAAAUGGUUUGAGCUUUAUUCUCAUCGACACCGAUUCGGAAAGCAGCGAAGAAUAUCAUAUGGUCAAAGCUUUGGAAAACUUUUACAAGAGAACGAUCACAAAAUGUGAUCCGAACAAUCUUGAAGGUGACGUUGAAAAACUUUGAUUAAAAUCCAUUGACAAUCUCAAAAACAUCUUUUUUUAUAUUUUACACCAAAUAACCCAUUAUAUUUUUUUCCUAUCCACUUUUUAAUAGAUAUUCAGUUCUAUUCUCGGCCCGGGUAUGUUUGGCUCAACAUAGUCCAGUUUUACUGAAUUUUGUAUCUGGGCCUGCAAUAUUGUUAGUUAUUAACAUCUUCGCUCUUAUUAAAAGAUUAUCAUAUUUUAGAAUAUAUUUUAUUUACCCGGUGGUUAUAGUUGGGACCAAUAGCUUUGUCAUUUAUAUUUUAUAAUAAGUUUCACUUUUUAAAGAUACAAAAAUAUAUGUAUAAAUUUAAAGUUAUAAAAAAUUCUACAAAGGAAUCUUUAUUUUCCGUUUUCAAUUAUUUUGUUAUAUUAGAAAGUUAAAUAUUAUUUGUAAAUUUAUAUUCAUUACUCUAGAUUUAAUGUUUUCAUAUAUUCACCACCAUAUACCC
Gordionus sp. m RMFG-2023 is the source of this 2982-nucleotide messenger RNA. Its product is annotated as ATP-dependent RNA helicase DDX19A-like. Gene Ontology annotation, cellular component: nucleus; cytoplasmic stress granule. Gene Ontology annotation, molecular function: ATP binding; RNA helicase activity; RNA binding. The coding region runs from base 111 to 2513 and encodes 800 amino acids. The record is from RefSeq and is a predicted model, not a curated record. Lineage: Eukaryota; Metazoa; Nematomorpha; Gordioida; Chordodea; Parachordodidae. The transcript has 10 exons. Gene Ontology annotation, biological process: poly(A)+ mRNA export from nucleus.